AUGGCGCUCGGAACAGAAGAAGGCUGCGGUGGGACGAAGUUAACAGCUUGCAGAGAGAUACAACUCUUCCUAAUAGGGUACAUAAUCGUUGAGAUUUGCGAGAUCGUCUCCAUUGGCCACUUUCCUCUUGACGGCGCUAUACGAAGGGGUUUCAGCGCCGCUCACAUCGCCGCCGUUGUUGCGACAACCUGGAUACUAAUGCUGAAUGGCGCUGUCGGCUACCAACUCCUCGAUGACGGGACCGCAGUGUCUAUUGGGUUAAUCCUAAUAUCAGCCACCGUCCUUUUCGUCGGUACCGGCUACAUCGCGCUCGACACCGGAUUCAGCUGGACAGGCCACUGGGACGACACGCUGAGUGCCCCAAACCGAUCAUAUCCGCUCUAUACGCUCUAUCAGCUCGCACCUCUAGUGUUCCUAGUCAUCUUCUUUAUCCUCGAAGCUUACCUGGUUCUUCGGGUUCUUGGGGAGAAGAAGCCGAUGCUAUAUCUCACCCUAGCAGCCUUGAUGUUCGCUAUCGGUCAGGUCUUCCAAUACGUGAUCAGCGUACAUCUUUGCAACGCUACAGACGGGGCAAUCAACGGCGGGCUGUUCGAGACGCUAUUCACAUUGCUAGCUGUCAUAUUUGUUUGGGUGUUCUGGUCGAGCAUAACAGAGGACGACUGGCCGAUGCCAACGGCAGGCGCAACGUAUACCUAG
Coniosporium apollinis CBS 100218 is the source of this 696-nucleotide messenger RNA. RefSeq lists its product as uncharacterized. Lineage: Eukaryota; Fungi; Ascomycota; Dothideomycetes. Gene Ontology annotation, cellular component: endoplasmic reticulum membrane. Gene Ontology annotation, biological process: protein folding. The record is from RefSeq and is a predicted model, not a curated record. The transcript has 4 exons. The coding region runs from base 1 to 696 and encodes 231 amino acids.